CACAGAGAGCCAGCUGCUCCCUGGGAACAACUUCACUGACGAGUGUGACGUCCCGGGCAGCUUCAUGUGUGGCAAUGGGCGGUGCAUCCCGGGCACCUGGCAGUGUGACGGGCUGCCCGACUGCUUCGACAAGAGUGACGAGAAGGAGUGCCCCAAGACGAAGUCGAAGUGCGGCCCGACCUUCUUCCCCUGUGCCAGCGGCAUCCAUUGCAUCAUUGGCCGCUUCCGGUGUAACGGCUUCGAGGACUGUCCCGAUGGCAGCGACGAAGAGAACUGCACAGCAAACCCUCUGCUCUGCUCCACUGCCCGCUACCACUGCAAGAACGGCCUCUGCAUCGACAAGAGCUUCAUCUGCGAUGGGCAGAAUAACUGCCAGGACAACAGCGAUGAGGAGACAUGUGAGAGUUCCCAAGAACCAGGCAGCGGGCAGGUGUUCGUGACCUCGGGGAGCCAGCUGGCAUACUACCCUAGCAUCACCUAUGCCAUCAUCGGCAGCUCUGUCAUCUUCGUGCUGGUGGUGGCCCUGCUGGCACUGGUCUUGCACCACCAGCGAAAGCGGAACAACCUCAUGACUCUGCCUGUGCACCGGCUGCAGCACCCUGUGCUGCUGUCCCGCCUGGUGGUCCUGGACCAUCCCCACCACUGCAACGUCACCUACAAUGUCAACAAUGGCAUCCAGUAUGUAGCCAGCCAGGCUGAGCAGAAUGCGUCGGAAGUGGGCUCCCCACCCUCCUACUCAGAGGCACUGCUGGACCAGAGACCAGCAUGGUACGACCUUCCUCCACCACCCUACUCUUCUGACACAGAGUCUCUGAACCAAGCCGACCUGCCCCCCUACCGCUCCCGGUCGGACAGUGCGGACAGCGCCAGCUCCCAGGCAGCCAGCAGCCUCCUGAGUGUCGAAGACACCAGCCAGAGCCCAGGGCAUCCUGGCCCUCCAGAGGGCACUGCAGAUCCCAGGGACUCUGUUCUGAGCCAGGGCACUGAAGAAGUAUAGAUUCCAGUUAUUCCAAAGUCCAUGUGGGUUGGUCUGCUCUGACUUGUAACCAUUCUAACAACUUGUGCUCACGGGAAGCUCUUCAAGCACCUGUAAGUGUAUCUCGACUUGCAGUUUGGGGUGCCAGCUAUUUCCCCAUUCCCCUCCUCCCCAGUUUCAGGGAUGUUUUUUCUGGCCUCUCUGCUGACAUGGUCUGUUGUGUACC
Messenger RNA from Carlito syrichta (Philippine tarsier), 1202 nucleotides. It is a transcript of the gene LDLRAD3, whose product is annotated as low density lipoprotein receptor class A domain containing 3. Bases 65 to 997 code for a protein of 310 amino acids. The record is from RefSeq and is a predicted model, not a curated record. The transcript is spliced from 5 exons. Gene Ontology annotation, biological process: receptor-mediated endocytosis. Gene Ontology annotation, molecular function: protein binding. Lineage: Eukaryota; Metazoa; Chordata; Mammalia; Primates; Tarsiidae. Gene Ontology annotation, cellular component: plasma membrane.